UGAGCUUCCAAAAAGACAGGACACUCCACCAAUCCACUGGACACGGUAGUGUAAUGAGUUGUCUAAACCAGUUUCACUAACCAUGUCUCAAUCAGCAAAGGAAAACCAGGGGAGUGGGGAAGGGAAGACUCAAGAUAUGGCCAUUUUCAGCCCACCCGUAGUUCGCUCAGGCGCUGGCGCCCUCAACCGGGCUCUGUUCACAAAGACUGUCAACCUGGCUGCCGCCGCCGUUAACGAUAACCGUCUUAUAUCCAAGUACAGAAAAGAGCUUGAGCACAACAAGGAGCUCUUGCGCCAGGACAGACUGUCCCCUAUUGUGAAUCACCCAGACAAGGCCCUCGCCGACCAAGGAAAGAAAUGCCUGCUUCUUAGCCCCAACGUCAAGGCACCAGAACCAGAGACUUGGGGGGCUGCUCUCAAGGAAGGUGUCCAGAAGAAGGAGUUGUCUGUUAUUCCUUAUGAGCUCCAGCUCAACUAUGACUACUGGACAUAUCAUGAUAUCAUCACCUCUAUUCUUCCAGAGGAACUUCAUGACGAUAUCCCCUCUGGCUUCAACACCGCUGGCCAUGUCGCCCACAUGAACCUACGCGAACGUUACAUCCCCUACAAGAAGGUGAUUGCCGAGGUCAUCCUGGACAAGACCACCAACAUCCGAACCGUCAUCAACAAGGUUGACAAUGUCGGAGCCGAAUCCGAGUUCAGGACCUUCCAGUAUGAGGUUUUGGCUGGUCCCGACGACAUGCAGGUUCAGGUCACCGAGAACGCCUGCUCUUUCGAGUUUGACUACUCAAAGGUGUACUGGAACAGCAAGCUGGAAGCGGAGCAUCGUAGGCUCAUCAACAUGUUCGAGCCCGGCGAGGUGGUGUGUGAUGUCAUGGCUGGCAUAGGCCCCUUUGCGGUUCCGGCUGGCAAGAAGGGCGUCUUUGUCUGGGCUAACGACAUGAAUCCCGAGAGCAACAAGUACAUGCAGGUGGCCAUCAACAGGAACAAGGUUUCGCAAUACGUCCGUCCCUUCUGCGAAGAUGGCCGGACCUUCAUCCACCACGCCGCCGACUCAAUCCUUGAAGCCCACAAGAACGGCGAGCACGUCCUCAUCGCCCCCAAGCCGCCCUCGCGCGCCAAGAAGGCUCCCAAGCCCGAGCCCAAGCGCAUCGACAUCCCGCCCAUCAUCUCGCACUUCGUCAUGAACCUGCCCGCCACCGCCAUCGAGUUCUUGGGGUGCUACCGCGGUGUGUACGCCGGCCACGAGGACCUUUUCUCUGCCGAGAGCGGUCGCAAACUGCCCCUCGUGCAUGUCCACUGCUUCUCCUUCAAGGCUGAUGAUGAGACACCCCUCAACGAUAUUUGUGAGAGGAUCACCAAGUAUUUGGGCUUCCCUGUUAAACCGGGUAAUCCGGAUGUCGAGGGCGAGGUGGCGGUUCAUGAUGUUAGGGACGUGGCGCCGGCUAAGAGGAUGUUCUGCGCUAGCUUUAGGAUUCCGAGGGAGGUUGCAUUUGCGGAGAGAGUUUAAGGUAGCGAUUUUGCGGCUUUUGCCAACUGGAUGGCUGAACGGCCGGCUACUGGACGCUAUGCCUACGUGAUCGGUGGUCUAUGGCUUUUCACUGUUGACUUUGGUCCAUUGCAAGCUGGAAGAGCAUGCAUGGAUGGAUACCCCGGAUAUCACGGAGACGCUUGGGAAAGAGGUCUUGUUCGUCGGCGAUCUUGGGGGACUUCUAUGUUUAGCUAGUUAGAAACUAUCUUGCCUAGGUUGCGCUGUGAGCUAGCUGGGAAAAGGAACAAGUUCAAGAGACAUGUAUGAGUGACUUGGAAGCAAGGGGAUUUAUCGUCACCCUCAACAAGUUUGUGUCAUUCGAGUAUCACCGUGACUGAAUGAGAGCGACAACGAAGGCAAUGACAAACCUUUGACACUACUACUUCCGCCG
Messenger RNA from Neurospora hispaniola, 1922 nucleotides. RefSeq names its product Met-10+ like-protein-domain-containing protein. The record is from RefSeq and is a predicted model, not a curated record. Gene Ontology annotation, cellular component: cytoplasm; mitochondrial matrix. The coding region runs from base 83 to 1510 and encodes 475 amino acids. Lineage: Eukaryota; Fungi; Ascomycota; Sordariomycetes; Sordariales; Sordariaceae. Gene Ontology annotation, biological process: tRNA N1-guanine methylation; mitochondrial tRNA methylation. Gene Ontology annotation, molecular function: tRNA (guanine(37)-N1)-methyltransferase activity. The transcript has 5 exons.